UUACCGAGAGGGAGACAGAGAGGGAGAAGAGAGAGAGAGAGAGAGAGAAAGAGAGAGAGAGAGAGAGAGAGAGAGAGAGAGGCGCGGAGGAGAGGAGCUGCAAAACAUGGUAAUCACCACCACCAACAUCACCAUCACCAUCACCUCCAGCUCUGCUGCCGCGCACUCUCCCGUCUCCUCUCCUCCUCUGCACCGGGGCUUGCGUUUCAUGCCCAAAGCCCUGAUCCGCGCUCCCAAAAUAACCCUCAGCCAGCAUGCCGAAGGAAGCAAAACAAGAAGAGCGGUAUUUUUAGGGUCAUUAAUUUUGACCACGUGGCCCGAAGGUAAACCGGAUGGCCGUUGCGCAAAGGCUCCUCGUCAGUAUGUCCUGCGAGGCCGGCACGCCGCACUGGACGCUGACCGCGGUGGUUCUCCUGGGCUUUCUGCUGGGGAUCGUGUCAGCGUACCCUUUACCGAGCAGCAGGACGAAUGCAACUUUACUGGAGAAACGAUGGGAGACCCUGUUCUCCCGCUCUGUACUGGGGAUCUCCGGGGAGAAACCGGAGCUGAACUGGGAGAGCGACUAUCUGCUGGGCAUCAAAAGAGUGCGGAGGCUCUACUGCAACGUGGGCAUCGGGUUUCACCUUCAGAUCCUCCCCGACGGCAGGAUAAACGGUGCACAUAAUGAAAACCAGUACAGUCUGAUAGAAAUCUCUACGGUGGAGAGAGGGGUGGUGAGCCUGUAUGGGGUGAAGAGUGAGAUGUUUGUCGCAAUGAACAGCCGUGGGAGGUUAUACGGAACGACAGUCUUCCAUGACGAGUGCAAGUUCAAGGAGAGCUUGCUCGCGAACAACUACAACGCCUACGAGUCUCUGGUCUACAGGGGCUCCUACAUAGCACUCAGCAAGCAUGGCCGCGUGAAGAGGGGCAACAAGGCCACCACUGCCAUGACUGUAACGCACUUCCUACCCCGAAUAUGAUGAGCAAAAACUGGCAAUAACAAACUUAUUUGCACAUGUGGAUUAUUUCCCAGGUAACAUAAAAUACCGUAUACGUACGUACAAACACAAAAGACAAAAUGGACUGUAAAAGAAAGAAAUACCACUAUAUCUGAUAGUAUUUAUUCAAACUUUAUAUGUAUAUUUCGGUAGCUUACUUUGUAUUAGAAAUGAUGGAAAUGCCAUUCUUUGCUGCUUUUAUGAUUUUCAUCAUUUUGUGAUAUGACGGGGAUGAGAGGUGUCAUUUAUCCCCUCAGUUUCUAUGGGUGCUUGCUGGAAUUGGUUGAGUCCUUGUCCCGUCAGUGGAUGACAGUUCAUCCUUUUUGGAAAUGAAAUGGAUACGUUAUUACCUCAAAGCACCAUAUCCUGGGAAGAAGAAGAGGAAGAAGAAAAAGAGAAGAUGUGUGCAUGAAAUUUCUACAGAGAAGAAUGCCUGUUUACUUCAAAUGUCUUUGUUGUCAUCCAUCGAGGACUCGGACGUUUCCCAUCCUCCAUGUUCGAUUGUCCCUGUCGCUGUCAGGGGCAACUAGAGCACUUGCAAACAUGGCGGUGGUUUUUCUUGCUUCGUCAUGAGGUGGCGGUGCCUUGAAUUCCUACUUGCGGCCCCCUUACCCCUAAGCAUGCGAGAAACGUGGUGCUCAAGUCAGAAAUAGGAACGAAACGCAAGUCAUCACUCCCUCAGACACCACCGGGGGGCUUUAGCCCGAUUCCUAGAGGGCCAGAGGUUCCUCCACUUUAUUUUCUUUCCAUAAUUAGAUCAAUUAAGUAAUUGAGACUCUAUGCUGCACAGGACCCAGUGGAGCCUCUUGUUAAUAUGGAAAGCUAGAUUUAGAGUCAGCACCCCCCCCCCCCACCCCCCCCACCCCCCCCCCCCAUCAUGUCCAAGGGAGCUUUGACAAUCCCAGGUUUUACUUUGACAAAUUUUGUAGCCGGAUCAUGAGGCCAGACUGAGUGUAUGAGUGUGUGCUAUAUGUGUGGACAUGCAUUUAUUUUAAGGAUGUAUGUGGAACUGCUCCGUUUGAGAGCUGCUUCAUUUGAAAGGGUUUUUUUUUUUUUUUCCUCAUUGUUGGAGGCCAAGGGUGGCGUCUGUGUAACAGAAUAUCAUAGACCUGACACUAUGAAGCAAAAUGUCCUCCAUUUCUGUCUGCUGUAUAUUUCACUCCACUUCAGACUGAGUUGGUGCAAUCUGUUGCAUCUUCUCUGUGGUCUUGGUACUUUGUUGUUGAUGACUCAAACUAAUUUAUUUGAUUUUGUUUUGUUUUGUUUUUUUUUAAUUUUGAGUUUGUAGCAAAAGUGGCGAUGGGAGCUGUUUGACUUUCACACUGGUUUUGAUGAUGUUUGGCACUUAAAGUAACGUGUUUAUGCAGAGAUGGGUGAAGUUACAGUGGAUGUCACUGAGCAGACUGUAAAUCUGAUGGUCUGCUGUAUUAAUAUGAAAUACUCCGGUUGGGUUUAGAGAGAACUGGAACUGGAAUACUUCAGGUAACUCAGUCGGUCUGACAUUUAGAUGGUGUGGAUUGGGUUUAAUCAUCCCGGAUUUUGAAGCUAUGUAUGCAUUAUUCAGCUCGCUCAGUCACAGUGUGGCUUCUUGUGAAAAGAGAACUAUGAGCAAUGUUGCAAAAAGCAGUGAACCAAAGGGGUUGUAAUAUUAACAAUGUUCAUCCAGGCUUUGUGCAUGCAGCAUACCGUACUUGAAUUCAACAACUUCUCGAGCUCCUCUCACAGAUAGUUUUUCCAUUGUGGAGACAAGGGGUCGGAGGGGGAGAGGGGACAAAGGACAAGCAAAGUUGAAGAUAGCAAUGAUGUACAGAGGACUUAUAUGGGACUCUGCAUGAGGCACUGGUUGUUUGUUUAACUUGGCGAGGAUGUGGAUAAUGUGGGGUAAAAUACCUGAGCACCAGACUAGUGGGCCCCUCGUCGGUUGGUGUCAGACUGGACGGUCAGUGCAGGGCCCUGGGAUUCCUGUCCCACUCAUCUGAGCCAUUUUUGUACCAAGGUCGAAGAUGUGGGCUUUCUGUACUUUGCGUUUACUGAUGUAGGCGUGUUUUUCUGCUCCAUCUCAAUGGCUUCUACCUUGUUGUUUUACUGAGCUCUGCACCUGUUUGGCUAUUUCUUCAUCGGAGAACACAAGUGGCUGUCGUGUGAUGUGCGAUGAAAUUCUUGUACUAUUCAACGUUUAAAUUAGGUGCAAUUGAGCUCAAUUUUUGAAUCUUUGAUUUAAAUUAAGUUAUUAUACUUGACCUGCAAUACUCUGUAAGUAGCAAACCACAAGUCAGGCCAGUUUGGGGAUUAAAAGAAAGUAGCAAGGCUCUUAUAUUUAUAUAUAUAUAUAUAUAUAUAUAUAUAUAUAUAUAUGUAUGUGUUAUCAUAUUUUACCUCAUGCCUGUUUUAACAUUACUGUAACACACUGACGAAAUAUCUGCGAGCGAAGGUUUGCGUGCCCUUUAAGCUCCAGCUUAUGUGUAGUAGCAGAGACUAAUGUGCAGUGUCUGUUCAGAAUGAAUGUGUCUCAGCGUGUGUGUGUGUGUGUGUGUGUGUGUGUGUGUGUGUGUGUGUGCAUGUGUCCAACUGAGCACGCUCCUGUCAUGUUCUGUUUCUGCCAAAGCGACAGUAGAAGAUGGUAUCAGAUCAAUUUACCUUGAGUCAGGAAUAACAGGGCAUUGUCUGACUGUGCAAGCUGAUGUACUGUACUCUCCUCGCGGGGGAGGAUAAAGACGAGAGGAAAGGGGAAAAAAGGCAACACAGAGGAUAGUGAGGGGAUGUCUGUGAGAAAAAAGCACUGACUGCUGUUUGAGGUGGUGGCUAUGUAGCAAAAGGCCACUUAAAGAGAAUCUAAUGCUUCCAGGAAAAGGGACACUUGAGUUAAACAGGUUGUCUGAUGGACUGAAUACUGUGAUCCAAGAGAGCAACUUGACACUCGCAGGAUGUCAUGUUUAAUGUUUUUGAAUACUGACACCAUUGAUAAUUGUGUUGUGGGGGGUGGGGGGGGGUUGCCUUGAGCAUCGUACUACUCAUUCAGCCUUUAUCACGUGACUGUGAUUAGAAAACGAUCACUCGUAGCUUUGUCGGGACUGAUUUUGUGGCAGCGAGGGAGUUGGUUGGAGAGGUAUUUUGGCUAAUUUGUCAAAAUAUAUAAAGAGGUGCACAUUUUUGUUUUAUGGAGUGCAAUUUACUGAGCAGGGGUAGAUGUCGUUUUCCUUUGCUAGGUUUUCAUCGAAACAAGCUCACAUGCAAGAUCUCUAAAGUACUUGUUUUUGAUGUCAACGUUGUGUUAAUUACUGUACGUCAUUUCUGAUUUAUUAUGUCACUGUCCAGUUGAAUGGGAAGAGUAAGGGACACCUGAUGAGUUGAUAUUGUUUACACCUAAUGCAACUUGGUGUCAGACUUUCAAAGCUAGAGGAUUGAAAGAGUAAAGGAAAGAUAAGUUCUACAACUUUUGCAUGAUAGUAACCGAGAGAAGGUAGUUAAUGGUAAGAAGCAUAUCACCUUUCAACAUUAACUUUUACUUCUGAAUUUUCCUUUAUUAUGCAUAUGGAGUCCUGACUGGACAAGGUACGCGUUAACCCCAUUUGAUUAAGGAUCCAGUGUCUGGAUCUUUGCCAUUGGGCUUGUCAUACCUGUUCAGAUGGUUUUAAAAUGUGUUGGUUCACAGGGAACUGAGGUCUGUGGGAGGAUCUGGGAUCAGACUUGUGUGUGUGCGUGUGAGUGCGUGUGUGUCCCUGUGUGCCGGCAGCCUUUGUGUUUCUCUCUCAGUUUUCUAUUCCUGCACUGAGGGGAGAGUGCUUCCUCUGAGUCCCCCUCCUCUUUUUUAACAUAUACCUCACCUUCUGCCUUAGUUCCGAUUAUUGAAAUGAUUGUAAAUUAGUUUGAAACAACAGACUUCUCCAAUCAUUUGUUUCUGAAAAAUAUGAUGAUGAGUAAGUAAAAUACUAUAUUACAAAUGGUUUUCCUUUUAUUUUUGUACGUAUGUGCUGUGCACAGCAGUCAACUGUAUUCCUGAGAUGAUAAUAAAAGACGUUUUGUAAAA
Messenger RNA from Dicentrarchus labrax (European seabass), 5004 nucleotides. RefSeq names its product fibroblast growth factor 6. The record is from RefSeq and is a predicted model, not a curated record. The coding region runs from base 333 to 959 and encodes 208 amino acids. The transcript has 3 exons. Gene Ontology annotation, biological process: cell differentiation; fibroblast growth factor receptor signaling pathway; regulation of cell migration. Lineage: Eukaryota; Metazoa; Chordata; Actinopteri; Moronidae. Gene Ontology annotation, cellular component: cytoplasm. Gene Ontology annotation, molecular function: growth factor activity; fibroblast growth factor receptor binding.